AGCUUUACUCUGUUGGUUUACGAUUUGCCAACAACGGUAUUUUUCUAAGCGAGUGCACUGUAGAUUGCAGCCAUUUCUGUCAUCGCUCUGUAUCCUGAGCGUUGUUUGGAAGAAAUAUCUCCUGUCCUAACACAAAGUUAGGAGUAACAAGUUAGAUUUUCUUCUUGUUUUCUCGGCUGGCUUGCUUGCCUGCCAGCCCAAUCUCGUCGGGAUGGACCCAGCAAGCCGAUACCAAGUGUUGCACAAUGAGGAUGACUCUUCAGAAGCCUCAACCAGCGAGCAGCAGCCGUGCACGUCUGCCACAGCCCAGGCCGGGACGUCCAGCCAGGACCAGAGCCAGGCCCAGGCCAGCCCGGCGCCUGCCCCAGAAGCAGGGGAAGCAUCGGGAUCAAGGACUCAGGGGGAGGCAGAGGCGCCUCCUCCUUCUUACGCCUCCAUUGACCUGGGAGCAACCGCUGCAGCACCUGAGACUAGUUUCCGAAGUGACUUCCCAGUGCCUCCACCCUACAGCGUCGCCACGUCACUGCCCACAUAUGACGAAGCGGAGAAGGCCAAAGCAGCCGCCAUGGCUACCUCCACUGUGGAGGUGAUGCCACGGGAUGAUGAAUUCCCUCCCAGAGACGAUUUCAGUGACGCUGAUCAGCUUCGAGUUGGAAACGAUGGAAUCUUCAUGUUGGCCUUUUUCAUGGCCUUCCUGUUCAACUGGAUCGGAUUCUGCCUUUCGUUCUGUCUGACCAAUACCAUUGCAGGACGCUACGGAGCCAUCUGCGGCUUCGGACUUUCCCUCAUCAAAUGGAUUCUUAUCGUCAGGUUCUCCGACUACUUCACCGGCUACUUUAAUGGUCAAUACUGGCUCUGGUGGAUCUUCCUGUUGCUCGGUCUCCUGCUGUUCUUCAGGGGUUUCGUCAACUACCUUAAAGUCCGCAACAUGUCAGAGAAUAUGGCCACCGCUCAUAGGACACGCCUCUUCUUCCUCUACUAAAAGGUUUCCACACCAUCACCAUUCCUUUCCAAUGUGAAGUUCCUUCCCUCCCCCUCGAAUGACCUGACUGAGGAGCCUUGCGGUGAAGAGAGCAGACGGGGAAGGAAUGAAGGAAAGAAGUAGGGAGAAAGUGUUACCAGUCUCAUUAAAAGCAUGACACGACUCACUCUGAAGUUUCCACUUCUGAACCGAGCUGAAAAACAAGUCUUUGAUGAUAAGAUCCCUUCCCUGGCUUUUAUUUUAUUUUUUCAUUUUCCUUUGAUUCGAAGCUCUUAACGCAGUCUGCUCUAGGAUCGUAUGAAAAAACCAGUCUCACAUAUGUGUCAUGUCUCUCAAGAGCUUUUAAGAUACACAAACUUAGUUACCUGAGGCAAAUUCAGCUGACCCUUAGUAUGAAGAGGGUUGUUCAAAAUGAGAUAUCCAAUAUUUUAAGAGUCACAGAAACACUAAAUGAAAGCACAAUUAAACUAUUUCAACGAAACGGCGUCUUAAAUGUAGGAAACGCAUACAAAUAAAAGGAAACUAAGUUACUGUAGCUCAUUUUGAUGAAAUGGCUUUCCCUGUGUAAACAAACAGUAAGCAAAUCAGCUUAUGAUUGAAUGAGAAACCCUCUAUGUCUAUAAAGUAGCAUUUGGAAUUUGAAAAUGUGUCGGAGCCUUUGAUAUUCAAAUUUCCCCUACGAGUUUGCCUUGUUUGUCUCCGACUUUUGCGACAAACAUCAAGCAAGGAUUUCAAACUGAGUGCAGCCCGUUUGUAGUUCCGUGUAUUUCACUCUGACCUAUUGCACAUUAUAUCUUGAACAGUUUUAGUUUUGCCAUUACAGCUUUUUAAGUUCAGGGUGUUUUGAACGAGUCUUACUUUUACCGUGAUGUAGCAUUUUUUACGCCCUCAUUGAUGUGUCGUGCAGCCAAAGUCAAUCUACUUUAGUUGACACUUUGACAGUGUGCAUCCUACUAACAUCUCAGCCUCUCCAUCCCCUAAAAUAUUGAAAAUUAGAUACCGAGAUGGUAAGAUUUUCGUCGUAAGGGCACUCAAAUGUGCAUGUGUGAGGAAAACCAGAUAUAUGCAUUGAUCAGUUUACAUAUCACACACCCUGAUGCAUUUAGUGUUUUUAAACCCAACACAACUUGCCCAAGCUUCAUUCCUGUUGACCUUUUGCUUUACUGCGACCAGACAUGGCUCAAAAUAUGACCCAGGACAGAAAACAGCUUGGAAUGAAUUGAAACUCUUUCUUAACAUUCACAUUUGUUUUAAAACAACCAAUCAGUUGAAUGAGGCCCUGGCCGUUGGCCUUUGGAUGAACUAGCUGAAAUUAUUUUUUUCUAUAAUCUCUGAGCUAUUGAAUAAGUGGUUGAAAUGACAAACUAGAAGCAUUUACAAAAAUAGUUUUAUAUGAAGGAAAUGGCCAGGAUGGCCUGUAAAAUGUGUCAUUUACAACAGAAACAAAAAAAAUAUUUUAAACGUCAUCUGAAAUAGAUACAUGUGUACAAACAGAUCUCCAGAAAUAGCCCCCUUCUUUGCCUUUUAAUGAUAAUUGUCACGCUGACCUGACCUAUGCAGUAAAUUUUUAUCAUGCCAUUUUUAGAAGAGGAGGGCUACAUUUACCUCUGCACUGGUUGGCAUCUUCUUGAAAAGACAAAUGAAAAGAACGUUUCAAAUAUGCCUGCCUAGCUACCAAAACUUAAUCAUCUGUUCUUAACCUGGGGUUCAGUUUAUCGCAACAGCUUUCCUCAUUCACCUGUAAAACAUGAUAUACACCUGCUUUUUUUUCUCCACACUGAUUGCCAAAGACGUCUGGCAAAACGAUACCUGUAAGCUACAGAGGAGCGCAGCUAAUCAGUGGAGGCUCCUUGGAUAAAUCAGUGCUUUUGGGCCACUUGGGCUGCUCCGGUCGGUCGGUGGACAGUGGCCCAAAAGCAGGACUGUGAGGGAAGUCCGCCUCAUAUGCGUCUCCUGCUUCGGUGCUGUGGAAGUGCAACUGAUAGUAACCUUUUUACAUACAGCGCAGUUACUGUUACUUGCCAGGCUCGAGUAAAACUCUUUGGAAUAAAAGAGUCAUAUGCAAUUUAGUUAUUUGUAGUGACCUACAACAGUUGUGGAUGUAAAGUCCUGUGGUAAUGGAAUAGUUGAAGAGUUGAGUCAUCAGAGAUUGAGAUCCGGUUCGGUCCCGAGUAAAGUGGAUGUACGUUUUUGGAUGAAGCUGAGGUGCGCAUUGAACAAGCUGCACAGAAAAAAGUAAGUGUGUGUGUGUACUGUACACACUUGCCAACAAUUUUAAUUCGCAGUAAAUCGGAGGAAAAUGCAAUAAAACCAAUUAAAAUGUGACUGGUUCUGCGCUCUAUGCGUGGUAACCAUGGAAACUGCUUCUGUGCACUACUGUAUCCCUGUCGGUACAACUGUAUUUUCUUUGAUGCUAACCACACACUGUUAUUGUUGAUAGCUAAAGUUAGCAUAGUUGUAACUUUAUAGCCUAGCUUAAGUUAAAACUAUAUGUAACGUAGGCUUGGGCGGUAUCAUGUUAAUAGCGUAUACCAGGGGAUUUAGAAAUCCCGAAGGUAUGAUUUUCAAUACCAUCAUCAAUGCAAACGCUCCUCUUUCUAUUAAACUGAUAUGGAGAUAAUGAUAUAAUAUAAUUAUCUUUAUUUAUUUAGCAUUUUUCUUAACAAUGUUACAAAGUGCUUUACAAACAGAAAUAAAACCAGACAAGGCAGAUAAAAUGAGAAUAAGGCCAAAGAACAUGAGCAAAGAGGAAGUAAAGACCAAAAUGAGAAGAUCAAAUGAAUAGGAGUAAAAACAAUUUUAAAAAAAAAACAUAUCAAGCAUUCACAAAAAGAAAAGUUUUUAGAAGCAAAUAAAAUAUGACGACAGACAUUCAAAACUUCAUUCGAAAAUCUCAAUAGAACUUCGAAUGUGAAUGAAAAAAGAUAUUCGGUACAGCAUUACAAGUAGGCUAAUUGCAUAUUAGACACAGCAUUGUAGGCUAGACAAUGUCAUACAUGCUACAAUUUUUAUCACCAGCAGCUCAGCUUUUACGUUGUUUUUUUUUUAAUAUAUACCGUUAUAUCCUGGUGAAAUGUCAGGGAGGUAUGAAAAAACAGAUGGCGCCCAAGCCUAAUGUAACGUUACCUGAUACAGUCUUGCACCGAUGCUCUGCCAUGCGAAAGCCCUCCGUGUUUAUGUCCCGAUAACUGUUUAGAAAACAGUUAUAUAUUUCAGGGAACUCACAAAACAGCAAGGAUAAGUCUCUCGCCAGUCUGCGCGUCGCAUAGAAAAAGACAAUUCACUGUGACAGUUUCACGGGAUUGUGCCCACUUGUCGCUCUGCCUGUCGGAUUGGCCGCGCCUCCCUACCUGCCCGCUCGCCUCUCAUUGAAAAUGAAUCACUAGGCGUGUCAAUCGCCCCCUGUCUGAAAAGACCUUGAUUUGGAGAAACCCAACACAUGCGUCUCUCUCUGGGGAAUAUGGCUUUUAUGAUUAAAUUCAAAUGUUUUCCUUCCUUUUUCUUUUCAUGGAGCUUUUUGGUGAUGUAACGAAGCUCCUAUUGGGGAGGUGGCUUCUGUGUGGAGAAAACACCUUUUUAUUAUGUGACUAACUGAGAACAAUGUCAGCAGACGUUGUCAUUUCUCGUGAGUGUAACAGCGGUGAAGUCAGGGGAUACUGUCCAGUGUGAAUGGAGUACGGGAGUAGCCUCUGAGCUUGUGUGCCAUGAAAAUGGAGCCUGACUGGACAAAGAAAAACAUGCUUUUUGAUUAUUUUUCAUCCAGAAAAUGAAAUGUAUAUACCAGCUUAUGCCAAUUCAUAAUAUUUGCACUUUGAAGAACUUCUGUACAGUAUGAUUUGUGAAUCUGCUUAACUUGGUGUGGUGGGUAGAGAAAAGAAAAAAAAAUGUUAGCCAUCCAAGUUUUUAACUGGAAUUCUUAAUCAUCCCAAAUGGAUUAUUUGCCUUUUGCACUUUUUAUUUUUCAAAAUGAUAAUGUUGUUAUUGUGUGUCUUGUUUCAUCGCUUUUAGCCUAAACUGUGACAGCAUAAGUAUUGCCCAACUUUUUUUAUGCUUUUCUUUUUUUGACUCUGGUCAUAUCCCAUUAAAACCUCUUUCAGCAAUAUCAACAUCUUUCAACAAAUUAAAGCUCUGCUGCAUGAUUUAUCCGCCUGAACGAGUGGGGUAAUAUUAGGAUUAAUCUCGUACAAAUACAUUUCUUUGUAAAUAAAUGAAGAAAAAAAUGAGAUGGCAGCCAAAACAUUUUUUGUCCAAGAUAAUCCUUUUAACAUCUUUUGAAACAGUUGUUAUGCAUUUAUCCUAACUGGAAUAAAAUUGACAGAUGAUGUCUUGCAAAAAUGCCAAUAAAGUUCAAAAGCCUGCCAGUUCA
Molecule: messenger RNA, 5348 nt
Organism: Siniperca chuatsi (mandarin fish)
Lineage: Eukaryota; Metazoa; Chordata; Actinopteri; Centrarchiformes; Sinipercidae
Gene: ndfip2
Product: Nedd4 family interacting protein 2
Exons: 8
Coding region: 212-982 (256 amino acids)
Biological process (GO): metal ion transport; positive regulation of protein ubiquitination; vacuolar transport
Cellular component (GO): endoplasmic reticulum; perinuclear region of cytoplasm; Golgi apparatus
Molecular function (GO): WW domain binding
Source: RefSeq, a predicted model, not a curated record